AGUGGCCACGGCGAGGGAGGGCCCAGCCUCCGCGUCCCUCCCCCAGCCGGCGCGCCCUUUGCAUAAAGCGCUCCCGGGCCAAGGUGGAGGAAGUUGGGCUCCCGCCUGCGGGAGAGGCGGGAGGGAACGCUCUCCUGUUGUUUUCCGCCCAGCGGGCGCAGGGGGCGGGUGCGCCCUACCACCCGGGUCGGGCGCCGGGGAGUGGGCACCGGCACCCGCCGUCCGGCGCAGCUCCCAGUCUCGGACAUCGGCUUUACUCCCCCCGUAGCCCCAAGCAUCCCUUCCUGGGGGCCGCUCUGCCGCCGCGAGGAUCCAGGAGGAGCCGUCGGAACCCCAGGGCCCGGGGCCCCAGGGCGCACGCCCAGCCUGGCCGGAGGAGCCUGUUCUGGUUGAACUGGGAUCUGGGGCGAGAUGGCCGCGGGAGUCCUCGUCUGCCUCGGGGCGCUCCUGGCACGCUGGGUCGUGGCAGGGUCGGAGGCUGUCGUGGUGACCGUGGGAGAAGUCGACGAGGCCGUCACUCUGCGCUGCGGAAACGUCUCAGGGCCCAGGGGGCCGGUGUCCUGGUACCGGAGUGCCUCGGAGCCUGUCCUCCUCGUCUCCUCCAACUCCAGCUUCCCGCCAGCCUCGGCUCGUUUCUCUCUGUGGAACGCCAGCUCCCUGCACAUUGCGGCACUGAGCCUGCAGGAUGAAGGAAACUACACCUGCCAGGAGACCCUGAAUGAGACCCAGCAGUUCCGAGUGUGGCUACAGGUGGCCAGCGGCCCCUAUCAGAUUGAGGUCAACAUCUCUACCACCGGGACCCUCCCCAAUGGCACCCUCUAUGCAGCCAAGGGCUCCCAUGCAGACUUCACCUGCACCAGCAGCGCCUGGCCUCCGCCCAUGGUUGAGUGGUGGUUCAAGACCCCAGAUUCCAGCGACGAGCCAUUUGGGAACAACCUGACAGUCACCAGCUUCACGCUCUUCCUCAUGUCGCCAAAACUCCAAGGCAACUAUACCUGCUUGGCUGAGAACAUGCGCAGUGGGAGACAUCGAAAGGUGACCACCGAGCUCCUGGUCUACUAUCCUCCUCCAUCGGCUCCUCAGUGCUGGGCAGAGGCGCCGUCGGGAUUGUCCAUGCUGCAGCUCACCUGUCGCUGGGAUGGUGGAUACCCAGGCCCUGGCUACCUGUGGACAGAGGAGCCAGGAGCACUCAUCGUGGGGAAAUCAAAGCUGGGGGUGGAGAUGCUGAACCAGUCUCAGCUGUCGGACGGCAAGAAGUUCAAGUGUGUUGGGAGCCACAUAGUGGGGCCGGAGUCUGGAGCCAGCUGCGUGGUACAGAUCCGGAGCCCCUCCCUUCUCUCUGAUCCUAUGAAGACUUGCUUUGUAGGGGGCAAUGUGACCCUCACGUGCCAAGUGUCGGGAGCGUACCCCCCUGCUGAGAUCCUGUGGCUGAGGAACCUCACCCAGCCCAAGGUGCCCAUUCAACCCAGCAGCCACUAUGUCAUCACCCAGAACGGCCAGAGCUCUACCCUUACCAUCCACAACUGUUCCCCGGACCUGGAUGAGGGCUACUAUGUCUGCCGGGCAGAGAACCCCGUGGGGGUGAGGGAGGUGGACAUCUGGCUCAGCGUGAAAGAACCUCUAAACGUCGGGGGGAUCGUGGGCACCAUUGUGAGCCUCCUCCUGCUGGGACUGGCCGUCAUCUCCGGGCUCAUGCUGUAUUACAGCCCCGUGUUCUGCUGGAAAGUAGGAAACACUUUCAGGGGACAAGACACAGGUGACGUCAUGGUUUUGGUGGAUUCAGAUGAGGAAGAGGAGGAAAGGGAGGAGGAGGAGGAGGAUGCUGUAGAAGAGGAGGAGGAGGAGGAGGAGGAGGAGGCAGCCCGUGAGAGAGCCGACUUCCCAACAGAAAUGCGCAAAUGUGGCCACAUCCACAGAGUGACCGCCCUGGUGAAUGGGAACUUGGAAUGGAUGGGAAACGGACUCCAGGAUCUUCAAGAUGACGUCAGUGAGCUGCCAAGUGACGUUCAGGAAGAAGACAGACCAGUCUGAGGAAGAGGAUUAUCAUUCACCGUUAUUUUCUCUGGAAGCAAGACUGAAGAGUUCUUGCUUCACCGUGGACUUGACUUGUUCCCCUGCCUGGGGGCUUGCAUUAGUAAGUUCAGGUCUCUCUGCAAACUGGACAAGACACACACAAACACCUUUCCUUCCAUUUUUAAACAAAAAUUGGUUUCCUACGCUGUAGAUUUUUCAGAGAUGUUAAAAAGCAUUGGGAAGGAGCCACGUGUAUAGGAGAGAUGCCACUUCUACUGUGCCUCCUGGCUGUACCAGGCUGACCUACUGUGACAAACACUGACUGGCCCGGGAAACAUUUAGGCACUGGUACCCUUUGCCACUAUGAAAGAUUGGUAACCCAGCUUUGCCCAGCAUAAAAGUUGAGCACCUUGGGUGUAGGUAAGGAAGUGUCCUUUAUCACUGCUCAGGUAACCAGGCAAGUGUGAGCUGCAUGGGCGAGGUGAGGCCUGAGCCUACCUACUGAUUCCCUGCAGAGUGGUGUCAGGAACCACCAGCUCAAACCUGGGCCCUGCUUCUUUUGUGUUCCAUGGGCUGGUCUCACUGACCCCUCCCCAGGCCUCGGCUUCUUUCUCUGUGGAACGGAUGAACUCAUACCCACCUUCCAGGCAGGUGGUGAGGACAGAUGAGGGCAGUUUGCCUGUUCAAGUGCCUAGUUGGUGCUCAAUGGACGUUACGUGUCUUCUCUGCCUUCCUUCGGGGUAGAGGGAAUAGUGCGCACUGAGUCGCAAGUGGCUGCCGGGGCUGUUAAUCGGGGCGUGAUCAGAGCAUGCCUUAGCGAUCUCUGUUUUCCCUGGAGACACAAAUCUUUUCAAGAAGCAGGGCCCGACAGGUGCCUUUUCUUGGAACCUCAUGUGUUUCAGAGCAAAGCCUCCCAGGUGUUGUGCCUGGGAGUAGGCUGCAGCCUUUCCUGUUCCUUGUCUCUGCUGUUGCUGUCAGUGAAGGCAGAAUGUAUGUUUUGUAAGAACUCCUUAGACCAAGUCAGUCCAUCUGGACUCAGUUGCUCUUAGAAAUGGGAACAGGGAAGACCUCUUUUCCUUCCUACUUCCUAAAGACUUGAUGAGGAUACAAAGAUCAAUGACACCACGUUUCAAAUGAAAAUAAUGGAUGAGUUUGGGCUGCUGAUGCUUCUAGCACAUCCUUGUGUAGUUGAGGUGGUUUUUUUUUUUCCUUAUUUUUAUUUUUUACUUGCAUCCAAAUCUCUGUCCAAAGUCAGGGACCUCACAAGGGUGCAAUAGAUGUGUGCUAAACCUGAAAAGUUGACUUGAAUUUGCACUCUUUACUGUUAUAUAGCCUGCUGCAGUGGGCAAGUCCUAGGGCUCAAAGAACUUCCUUCCUUUCAGUAUCUGGCACUGGGAUUCCAAAAUUGAGAAGCUGGUUAAAGUAACCCCGCUGCAGGUGUGACUGAAGGGACAAAACUGAGCAAAUCACUCAAAGUGGGUCCUGUCCCCAUCUCAGGAACUGGCUGCAAUUUCUACUCCUCAGGAAUAGCUGUGAAGUAUGACUGUGCUUGACCAGGGCUUAGCCCGCCUUGUAGCUCCUAGGGGACUCAAUGGCUCUAAACAGUGAAAGUCAGUGUCAUUUCAGCUGGCUUCAAAAGUCACUGAAGAUUAAGCCGGUCUCACCUCGCCUCUCUAGGUUUUAAAAGCCUGACUUCUUGAAUUUAAGCAUCUGCUCUUCAGAGGCAAGAGGUUUAAGAGAAAAAAACAAA
Ochotona princeps (American pika) is the source of this 3763-nucleotide messenger RNA. RefSeq names its product V-set and immunoglobulin domain containing 10 (gene VSIG10). Gene Ontology annotation, cellular component: cell-cell junction. Gene Ontology annotation, biological process: cell-cell adhesion. The coding region runs from base 412 to 2031 and encodes 539 amino acids. The transcript has 9 exons. NCBI's taxonomy places the organism in Eukaryota, Metazoa, Chordata, Mammalia, Lagomorpha, Ochotonidae. Gene Ontology annotation, molecular function: cell adhesion molecule binding. The record is from RefSeq and is a predicted model, not a curated record.